Molecule: messenger RNA, 3687 nt
Organism: Talaromyces amestolkiae
Lineage: Eukaryota; Fungi; Ascomycota; Eurotiomycetes; Eurotiales; Trichocomaceae
Exons: 2
Coding region: 1-3687 (1228 amino acids)
Biological process (GO): transmembrane transport
Cellular component (GO): membrane
Molecular function (GO): ATP binding; ATP hydrolysis activity; ABC-type transporter activity
Source: RefSeq, a predicted model, not a curated record
AUGCAGUGGUGCUCUAAGGCCCUUGAUCUUGCUGGAAAGCCCGUUGUCGGUCGAGAUCUUGCGUUAAGUCAAAUGCCGAUCUUGAAUUAUCGAACUCGGUCGACCACUCAGCUACCGAUAACGCUCUCAGAAAUUUCAUUAUGGAAUCAUGUUCUGGCUGAGCGCUAUCGUGGAUUUGCUAAACAAUGGACUCUGACAUUAUUACGCUCGGUCGUCACCUUUGGCUCUCCAUAUUGCAUUAUGGGAUUUCUGAAGUGCCUGGAAGAGGAUAAUGUUAAUAUGACGAAUACGGCUUGGCUGUGGUUAAUCGGKGUUACAGUCUCCUCUGUAUCCGAAACCGUUCUCCACCAUCACCUUGCUUGGAUCCAAUGGUCAGAGAUGGGGAUUCCCAUUCGUGCACAACUCAUCAUGGCAAUCUUUUCCAAAGCAUUAAGAGUCAAAGAUUUCAAGGCUGCAGGUGACAAGCCUGAAGCGAUCAACCUGAUAUCCUCAGACACGGCUUCCUUCAGCAUGUUCACUGCCGUCAACUAUAUUCUUCCUUUUUCAUUAAUCAAAUUCUUAUUUGCGGUGUUGUUUCUCCUACGUUUACUAGGAUGGCAGAGCACAUUAAUGGCAGUAGUAGCCACGAUGAUAACCGUGCCAGUACAAACUAGAGUCAUCAGGAAUGAGCGUGCCGCAAAUAAGAGGCUGACAGUGGCACGAGAUAGAAAGACAAAGGCCAUUACGGAAGCGCUUCAGGCCCUUCGGCAAAUUAAAUUUUCAGCUAUAGAAACAGAGUGGGAAGAACGAAUUGAAUUGUGUCGCCGGGCGGAGAUAAUGGAGAUGCGAAAGCGGUUUCUUGCUAUUAGUAUCCGAUCAGCAUGGAAAGUCGCAUCCCCCUUUAUCGUGACGGCAGCAGCGGUAUGUAGUUAUGUCUACAUUCACGAUGAAGUGUCGUCAUCUAUUUUAUUUACCACUAUCGAGUUGCUGCCGCACAUUCAAGGUGCGUUGGGUAUGGUUCCGAGGGUCCUGCAGGAUUAUUUUGGCGCUCGGGCAAAUGCAAAACGGAUGGAAGUUUUCUUGAAAAUGCCAGAAGUUCGACAAAUUCUGUCUGAGAGUCCUAAUGGCGGCGUUUCUUUCCGAAAUGCCUCCAUUACGUGGCCGUCGGACGAAGGCCAGGAUCUCAAAGAGAAGCAAAGGGAGUUACCACCACCGUUUAUUCUUCAUAGUCUUAAUGUUGAGUUUCCCGCCGGUGAACUCAGUGUUAUACAUGGAGAAACCGGAUCGGGAAAGAGUUUGAUGCUCGCCGCUAUCAUCGGGGAGGUGGAUCUUCUCAAUGGUCGCAUAGAGACACAAUCAAUUGGGCAGCCGGUUGCAUUCGUAUCCCAGACCCCGUGGCUUCAGAAUGAUACCAUAAAAAACAACAUAUUAUUCGGAAGUCCUUUGGAUGAUAUAAGAUACCAAAAGGUUCUGAGAGCGUGUGCACUAGAUAUUGAUCUUGCCGCUUUACCUAAAAGUGACGAAACCUAUGUUGGUCUUCGUGGUGUUAGGCUGAGUGGUGGACAACGCGCAAGAGUCUCGUUAGGCAGAGCUCUCUAUUCAAGUGCUAAGCUACUAGUCUUGGAUGAUAUUUUCGCUGCGCUUGAUUCUCAUGUUUCCAACGAAAUCUUCCAAGCACUGACUGGCGAACUCUGUAUUGGCCGCACGCGGAUUCUGGCCACACAUCAUGUAUCCUUAUGCUUACCCAAGGCGAAGUGUUUUGUUCAUGUUCGAAAUAAUACGAUAGAAAAUUUGCAUGAUGUUGAUUUAGUUAAAUCGCGGCUGGAAAAUAGGGAGUCAAGCAUCGCUAUUGAGCUAAACCGAGUAGCAGAGAAAGAACCAAAGGGCAAGCCGAAGAUCACAGCUACAAAAACAGGAUCCGACUUCGGAUUUUACAAAAGCUACUUCGUAGCUGCUGGUGGUUUGUUGUUCACGACGAUAUUUGUUCUCGGUCUGCUUGGCAAGCAGCUCAUGAUUGCACUGACGACAUGGAUUCUCGGCUGUAUCAAUUCAAAACGCCGCGAAAUAUCAAACGAUGGCCUAACAAAUGCUGAUACUGAAACCAACCUAUGGUUUUAUCUCUACCUGUAUCUCCUAGGAUCUCUAUCUACAAUUGUCCUAGAGUUUCUCCUAAAUAUGCACAUAUUUGCAGGUUCACUCUGUGCGUCGAAGGAAUUAUUUCGCACCAUGACAGCAAAGGUUAUCCGAAUGCCUCUCCUUUGGAUCGAUACUACGCCUCUUGGAGUGAUGCUGAAACGAUUCAGCGGAGAUGCGAGACAAGUUGACGAUCUUUUGCUAGAGGUCAUGCGUGAAUUUGCUGACUGUCUUAUAAGACUGGUAGUUGUUGGGUGCAUUGGAAUGAACAAUUCAAUUUACACAGCUUGUCUAACCCUAGCUCUCUUGUUUUGGUGUUGGGAAGUGGGAAAGGGCUAUGCUAUGGCCAGAAAGCCUGUGAAGCGUGCUGAAUCGGAGAGCAACGCUGAAAUCUUGGAAUACUUCACUGCAGUCACCGCUGGGCUGUCGACCAUAAGAGCUUUUCGAGCUGGAGAUAGGUUUACGGAUCAGAUGCACCUUCAUGUUGAUAAAUUAUCAAUCGCUCGGAGGUACUUUUGGAUUUUUAACCGGUGGCUUGGUCUCCAAAUGUGUCUCAUGGGCAUUAUUUUCAGUACUGGCACAGGUAUCAUUCUUUUAUUUUCAAAAUCCGUCGUUGAUGCGUCGCUAAUGGGAUUCUCGCUUACAUUCUCAAUGGGAUUUGCGCACGCUGGUUUUGCCGCUGUGAACAAUUUUGGGAUGCUGGAGAGUUACAUGAACGCAGCCGCUGGGAUAAUUUCUUAUACCCAGCUGAAACCCGAAGAGCAAAGCGGCAACGAUGUCCCGGCUGACUGGCCAUCUAAAGGCGAGAUUAAAAUCAAAGGAUUAAAUGUUGCAUACUCGGCAGACCUUCCUCUUGUCCUGAAAAACAUCUCUUUCUGCGUGGAAGCUGGUCAGAGAAUUGGCAUCGUUGGUCGAACCGGAGCAGGGAAAUCAUCACUUACUUUGGCUCUUCUGCGUUUAGUUCACUAUCAAUCUGGAUCGAUCUGGAUCGACGGAAUUGAUAUUUCGACGAUAAAGCUACAGUCCCUUCGAUCUAAGAUUGCCUUUGUCCCCCAAGAUCCAGUUUUGUUCUCAGGCACGGUCCGAUCUAAUCUAGAUUAUUUCAAGCAAGUUCCAACACAUAAGCUAAAUGAUAUCUUGCGUCGCGUCAAACUUCUUUCCGCUGAAGAUAGUAAGCAUGCAGGCUUAUUCACUCUGGAGUCUCCAGUCAGUCCAGGUGGCACAAACAUGUCGCAGGGUCAAAGACAGCUUCUCUGUCUUGCGAGAAUGAUGAUCAAGAACCCGAGGAUUAUCAUUCUCGAUGAGGCGACGUCUGCUAUGGAUAAUGAGUCAGAUUCAUUGAUUCAGGAUACGAUCCGCAAUGAGUUUAAUUGUACUUUGAUUGUGGUUGCGCAUCGGCUCAGGACAAUUGCGUCGUUUGAUAAGGUGAUUGUGAUUGAUGAUGGCUGUAUAGGUGAAUUCGGGACGCCGGCAGAGCUGCUGAGGGCCAAAGGGCUGUUUCGUGAUUUUGUUGAAAAGAGUGAAGAUAAGGAUUUUGUUCUAAACACUGUAUUUCAGAAGAGCAAUAUAAUAUAG